AUGUAGAUAUACGUUGCGCUCGCGUUUAUCUUUCUCUAUUUCAAACUUGGCAGAUCCUCAUACAGCGACUUAGGCCGCGUGCAAACAGCGAGGACUUGUGGCAUCUAUCAUUCUAUCAUUUACCUUGAUCCAUUACGUAUAUGUCCUUAUCCUUACGCAAAAAUCGUUAAUUGGAAAUGGUGAAUCUCAAAGAAUUCGGUCUUGGUAUGGGCCAUAAAAAGCCUGAACAUGCAGCAACUUCGGCUGUUGCUGAGGCUCAAGAGCAACCAGAAAUCGCGAAAACUGAAACGCCAGGCAAAGAAGGCGGGCAUUUAUCCGUUAACGACGACCCUGAAGUCAAAGGACCUGAAGAUGCACCUCCCGACCCCAAUGCCCAACGAGGCGUUCAAAAAAUCGAAGCGGUAACCACAGCCUGGUCGAAAUGGUCUCUUGCUGCCUUGCUGUUCAAUAUCUGGCUCAUCUUUCUGACCAAUGGCUUUCGGAUUGCGAUUCUUGCAAGUCUGUCGCCUUAUGUGACCAGCGAUUUUCAAUCUCACUCGCUGUUGACUACAAUCGGAAUCGUAGCCGACGCAAUGACCGCUGCGACGUACAUCCCGAUGGCGAAGCUGUUGGACGUGUGGGGUCGUGCAGAGGGGUUUCUGCUUAUGGCGGGCUCAGCGACACUAGGUGUCAUACUCAUGGCAACGUCACGAAAUCUUCCUACCUUCUGUGCUGCUCAGGUCUUUUACUCGAUCGGAUUUGCAGGCAUCAUAUACACCAUUGCCGUGCUUGCGGCUGACGUAACGUCUAUAAAGAAUCGUGGUAUCGCCUUCGCAUUUACAUCAUCUCCAUACAUGAUCACUGCAUUUGCCGGUUCAAAGGCCGCUGAAGCAUUCUUGGAACACGUCAAUUGGCGUUGGGGGUUUGGCGCAUUUGCCAUCAUCGUACCCGGUGUUACUCUGCCAAUGUUCAUAAUGCUGAAGGUCAAACAGCACCAAGCUGAGUCUCGAGGAAUAAUUGCACUUAAAAGGAGUGAUGAGCCUGUAAUUAAGCAGAUAUGGGAUGGAAUCAUCGGGUUUGAUGUACCAGGAGUUAUUCUCUUCGCUGGCGGACUCACUGUCUUCCUGCUCCCAUUCACGUUGGCCACAUAUGCGCCUAAUGGCUGGUCUUCUGACUACAUUAUCGCCAUGAUUGUCACCGGAUUUGUCAUUCUUCUCAUCUUCGGUCUCUACGAAGUUUACGUUGCAAAAUCGCCAUUCCUGAACUACCGCUUCCUGACUGACAGGACGGUUAUCGGAGCUUGUCUCUUCGAUGCCACUUACCAGAUAUCAUACUACUGUUGGAACAGCUAUUUUACCUCAUUCCUUCAGGUUGUUUGCAAUUUGUCGGUAGCCAACGCUGGGUAUGUCAACAGCACAUUCCAAGUCGUCUCCGGUGUCUUGCUGUUCAUAGUUGGGUAUCUGGUUCGCCGCACCGGACGCUUCAAAUGGCUUUUCCUCGUCUGCCUUCCGCUCUACUUGCUUGGACUUGGUCUAAUGAUCCACUUUCGCCAGCCCAAUCAGUACAUUGGCUAUAUCGUCAUGUGCGAAAUCUUUAUUUCCAUGGGUGGAAGUGUAUUCAUUCUGCUUGUUCAGCUGGCCGUCCUUGCGUCUGUGGACCACCAACACGUUGCGGCUGUUCUUUCUUUACUCUAUGUCUCUGGCAGCAUUGGUGGUGCAAUUGGAAAUACCAUUUCGGGCACCAUUUGGACCAAUACCUUUUACAAAGCUCUGCUGAGAUAUCUCCCAGAUUCAGCAUUGCCACAAGCCGCUACAAUAUACUCCAGUCUUUCUGCACAGCUUGCAUACCCGGAAAACAGUCCUGAACGCAUUGCGAUCCAAAAAGCGUAUGGAUAUGGCCAAGCAAGGAUGCUCGCAGCUGGGACAGCGGUCAUGGUUUUGUGUUUUGCUUGGGCGUUGAUGAUCAAAAACAUUAACGUAUCUAAGAAGACGGCACAAACAAAGGGAAUUGUAUUCUGAAGAAUCUCGAAACAUAUCUGGAACGAUACAUCGUCAACGGGAUUGCGGCCUAGCUUGUAUCUUCAUUGACACUGUCAUCAGGAUUUCUAGGGUGCGGAAGGAAUUUGUGUGGUGAAAUUGGCUCCCAUCUUUACUCAAUUAUCGGACUAGAACCAGGAAUCCCAAGAGAAAAUCAUGAGUAAUUCUGUCGUGCUUUCGAAUCGGCAUACGUAUCCCUGAUUUAAAACUAUUUGAAAGAUUUGCAAUAUGUGAUUGCUUGUAGAUUCCAACAACCGUUUCUGAAAUCUUGUACCGUGAACAUAUCACCAACAAGAUGAACUAAUG
This is a messenger RNA of Verruconis gallopava, 2321 nucleotides long. RefSeq lists its product as uncharacterized. The record is from RefSeq and is a predicted model, not a curated record. The transcript is spliced from 4 exons. Bases 177 to 1997 code for a protein of 606 amino acids. Gene Ontology annotation, biological process: transmembrane transport. Gene Ontology annotation, molecular function: transmembrane transporter activity. NCBI's taxonomy places the organism in Eukaryota, Fungi, Ascomycota, Dothideomycetes, Venturiales, Sympoventuriaceae.